Messenger RNA from Aspergillus homomorphus CBS 101889, 2993 nucleotides. Its product is annotated as 1-phosphatidylinositol-4-phosphate 5-kinase. Lineage: Eukaryota; Fungi; Ascomycota; Eurotiomycetes; Eurotiales; Aspergillaceae. The transcript is spliced from 3 exons. Gene Ontology annotation, molecular function: phosphatidylinositol kinase activity. Bases 307 to 2907 code for a protein of 866 amino acids. The record is from RefSeq and is a predicted model, not a curated record. Gene Ontology annotation, biological process: phosphatidylinositol metabolic process.
GGUGGUUUACCUGAACAUGCCUAUUAGCCGUUGAAGGACUUGCCGCCGGCUGGCCUCCAGCUCGAUCUUAGGAACCGUGUUACUUCUUGUAUAUCGACGACUGCCAUUGAUCGAUCAGACUUCUCCGGACUUGCCUCCUUCCUUCUUCAGUCAACUCCUCCCUUCCCUCUCAUUGCUAAGCCAAGAAGGGCGUUCCGGCUCCCAGUAAACAAUCGACGCACGUCACUAACCACCGCCGUCUCUCCCCCUCCCCCUGCUGCCCUGUUCUUAUCUCCGCCUCCUCUCCGGGAGUUCGACCAUCGGAUCAUGCCAUCGUUUUCCAACGACGUCGCCGCCUACCCAACAGCCACCGUCACGGCUACACACCCUCGUUCAUUCGACCCACCCCCAGGCAAGCCACACGAGAAGAACUCGGUGGGGAAUACGUUUCUUUGGACGAACUGGCCCAAUGGCGACGCUCAUCAUCUCGACACCCCUCCGAACGAUCGCCAACUCAUGAACGGAAGCGCCUAUUCUCUGAAUGGCCCGCGAUCCAGCGCCAGCUCAUAUACCAGGGAUCUGCCCCAUUCGAAAGACGGUAGCAUGCAUUCGUUAGGAAAUGGUUCAGCCCGAGAUCCCAAGGAGGGUGGUCGACCCUCGGCGACCCUGGAGCGGAACCUCUCUGAUAAAUCACUGGACACAGUCACCGGGGCCGGCUCUCCGACGGCAUCGAUAGCAAGUCAACAGAUCAACGGAACACUAAACUCCCGAUCGCUCAAUGGAAAGCCCUUGGUCAACGGAGACUUCCACCGGCAAUCAACCGACGAGUUCCACGCUCCGGAUUCCGCAGGCAAUGCAUCGGCGACCCGAUUAUCUACCUCUCCACCCGACGACGCUGGCCGUCUAUCCCCCGACCCCGACCGAUUAUCUCCGUCACAGAAAAGCCCCCAUCGCUUUUCCUCCCCGCCUGCGCCGGAAAUUGGGACUACCCCGGAUCAAAGCAAUACCAGUCUGCGACAUCGACACACAUUACAAGUGCCACGCACGACGAGCGGGCGCCGUGGUAGUCGUGAUCAGUCAGAAGAUACCGCUUACAGCAGCGGUCGCUUGUCUCCCACGACUGGAACCCGACGACCAUCCUAUAGCCUGGCUCGACGGGCCACUCGAACCAAUCAGUCGGAGAGCUUACAGGACGAAGCAGCUCCCGACGAAGAUGCAGCCCGCUGGGCAGAAGCCAUUAAACAGAGGCGGGCUUCGAAGCGGAGACGUCGCGAUGAAGAUGAUGACGAACGUGUCAUCGUGGGAACAAAGGUCGACCAGAACCACGUGAACUACGUGACUGCGUAUAACAUGUUGACCGGAAUCCGGUUCACUGUCUCGAGGAUCAAUGCCAAAAUGGAUCGGGAGUUAACUCCCGCGGAUUUCGAGGCGAAACACAAGUUCUCAUUUGAUAUCACCGGUAACGAAUUGACCCCUUCUGCCAAGUACGACUUCAAGUUCAAGGAUUACGCACCCUGGGUUUUCCGUCACUUGCGAGCAAAGUUUCGACUCGAUCCAGCCGAUUAUCUGAUGUCGCUCACAAGCAAGUAUAUUCUGUCGGAAUUGGGAUCUCCAGGUAAAAGUGGAAGCUUCUUCUACUUCUCUCGAGACUACAAAUACAUUAUCAAGACCAUCCACCACUCGGAGCAUAAGCUACUCCGGAAAAUUCUUCCGGAAUACUACCGGCACGUCGAACAGAACCCAAACACCUUAAUCUCUCAGUUCUACGGUCUUCACCGUGUCAAGAUGGCUUACGGGCGCAAGAUCCACUUUGUCGUCAUGAACAACCUCUUCCCACCACACCGAGAUAUUCACCAGACCUUUGAUUUGAAGGGUUCCAUGAUAGGUCGUGAUUUGCGCGAGGAGGAUCUGGAAAAGAACCCGAGGGCGACCCUGAAGGAUCUGAAUUGGGUCCGGAGGAACCGCGAGAUACAGUGUGGCCCGUCGAAACGCGACUUCUUCCUCGCUCAGCUAAAGCGAGAUGUCGAACUACUCAAAAAGCUUAAGAUUAUGGACUACUCACUAUUGGUGGGUAUUCACGAUGUGGAGAGAGGUAACGAGGAAAAACUCCGGGACAAGACCUUGCAGGUCUUUCAACCUGGCGGCGAUCGCGAAGAAGAUGCAAACCCCAACAUGUUGAUGCGCACACCGUCUAAGCUAGAGAACGAACGCAAAGCUCGAGAGCUGCGCAUGCUCAUCAAGCGCGAGCGGCCAGUACCGCUCGACCAAGCAACUGCGAAGAUGCCCGAUGAGAUCCUUGACGAGCGGAAGUACCACGUCUUUUACGCCGAUGAUGGAGGGUUCCGCGCUACUCAUGAGAAUGGACAACCCGGAGAAGAGAUCUACUAUCUUGGUAUUAUCGACUGCUUGACCCACUAUGGCAUGGUGAAGAAACUCGAGCAUUUCUUCAAGGGUCUAUCCCAUGAUCGCACUCAAAUAUCACCCAUCCCUCCGGAGAGCUACGGAGAUCGUUUCAUCAACUUCAUCAAGGGUAUCACCAUGUCAAAAGAGGAGGCACAGCGACAACGGGAAGCCAAGGCUAUGGGAGAACCGUCUGCGGACCGAACACCUUCCGUCGAACAGACCAUGCAAGCAGCGGAGAAGGAGGCGUCUAGGGAAGCGUCCAUCGUGCAGCCUCGAACGCUGACCACGGUUCGGGAUCCAAAUGACUCCGGUGUACUUGCACCUUCGACUCUUCCCAUUGUCGAAGAAGCGGGAGAGGCCAGUAGCCUUGGGGGCCACAGCUCACAUAGCCGCCAUGGCCCACCGGUUCCCGAGAAGGACCUGCCCCCCAUUCCCUAUCAGAACGGUGUCCCUGUAUCCGGAAAAGGGAAGGGAGUUGUUCGUAACGGACAACCCGACAUGGUUUCGGUCUCUGGCAGACAAUAAACCCCUCCGUUGCUGAUUUUGAAUCGCCUUUUCAUGAUAUUUUCGUUCGCAGCUCUGCACGCUUUCGCAUCAUACACAUACCCUGG